Messenger RNA from Fusarium coffeatum, 714 nucleotides. RefSeq lists its product as uncharacterized. The record is from RefSeq and is a predicted model, not a curated record. Bases 1 to 714 code for a protein of 237 amino acids. The transcript has 3 exons. Lineage: Eukaryota; Fungi; Ascomycota; Sordariomycetes; Hypocreales; Nectriaceae.
AUGUCUAUCAGACUUACUGUCGCCUCCGCCUUGGAAGACUUCCCGUUUGACCCUGCCGUCGGCUUUCUUGGCCAAAAUGCCGGCGAACAGCCUUGCUACCACUGUAUCAUGACUCUCCAGCGCGAUGUUUGCAUUUGCUGCGUUGUCGAAGAAGGCUUGGCGACCCGCUGCAUUAUGUGUGGCGACGGAAACCAAAAGUGCUGUGCUAUUCCCCAGGAGCUUCUGGGUGCUGCCCAGAAGCUUUGGAACUCCUACACUGCCCAUGUUCUUCUCGAUGACUGGUCGGGAUUGCAGCGCUGGCGCAUCGUCAACUGCUUCGAAGAGUGUACUUCUGCAUUCAAGAAGACCUAUGAGGUCAUUCUCAACCCCUACCGCAACACGGCAAUGGACGUCAUCGGAGCCCAGCAGCUUGAAUCGCUGAGCAAGAACAUGCUAGUGAUGAUGCGUCAACUUGCUGGCGAAGAUCUCACCAUCGCCGAGGUCAAUGCCCGCGGGGUCGCCAAUGCCCCUCCCUAUACCGCCAACUGUCCCGAGGCCCACACUCUCCGUGAGUGCCUCCAGCGCAUCGAUACGUGCCCUGAUACCGCUGUUCCCGGUGAGAAGAGCAACCGCCGAACAUUCGGCAAGAAGCUCAAGCCUGAACUUGUGGCUCUCCUUAGCGAUGCCUCCGCCAACGAUGCUCCCGCACCCCGUAUCUCCGAACGCAUGCUUUAG